UGAUGGUCAUUCGGGUUAUAAUUGUUGAUGAUAAGUCAUUCCAAUAUUAUGUUACUUAUUUUAUCUUUCAAGAUUCUUAGUUUCUAGUAAAAAUAUGUAUUAAUUGUCCAUCAAAAUGAAAAUUAAUGAGAAGAAUCUUGCAGCUUUUGCAACAUCUCCUUCUGGUAUAGACAAGGAAGGUUGGCUUGUUAAAAGAGGUGAAGUUAAUAAAGCUUUUCAAAAGCGGUAUUUUGUUUUAAAAGGAAACCUAUUAUUCUACUUUGAGAAGAGGUCAGAUAAAGAACCCAUUGGUGUUAUUAUCUUAGAAGGGUGUACAAUAGAGUUGGCUGAAGAUGAAGGUCAAUUUGGUUUCAAAAUCGUAUUUCAUGGUCAAGGAAACAGAACCUACAUCCUUGAAGCUGAAUCUCAAGACUCUAUGGAACAGUGGAUGAAAGCAUUAGCUUGUGCCAGUUUUGAUUAUAUCAAGCUAAUGGUUACUGAAUUACAAAGGCAGCUUGAUGAUAUGGAAGUAAAUGUUCCUCUUCCAAAUGAUGAUGCAAAUACUAAUGGACCACCUGUAGCUCCUCCAAGGGUUCGUCAUAACCCAUUUAAUCGCAAUCCACCAGCCUCUCACAACCGCUCACAUAGCAUUCGAUCUGCCCCAGGCAGGACAGACCAUGAUGGUCAGCGACAACAUAAAGUCUCAUUUCGGGAAUUACAUAACCAUUUUGGAAGACCCAUAUUGCACGACUUAUCUGAAUGGAGGCACAGGCAGCGACAAUUGCAACAGCCUUUAAUUCUACUUUGAGCCUAAUUUUAUUUUUCAUAAUUAAUGAGCUUUUAAGAAAAUGCUGUUUUUUAUGUUAUAACAUUUAUUAAACCAAAUCUUGUUCCUUUUUUUCCCCCCUUUUUUUA
Nezara viridula (southern green stink bug) is the source of this 894-nucleotide messenger RNA. NCBI's taxonomy places the organism in Eukaryota, Metazoa, Arthropoda, Insecta, Hemiptera, Pentatomidae. The record is from the annotation of a GenBank genome assembly.